AUGAUCUCACAAUGCGAUAGUGAUGGUAUGUGGUCACAUGUCUUCCAAGCUACCUACACCUGUUGUGCAAACUCAUUUGGAGACCUAGGUGUCUGUUCCAUUAACCGCCAUCUAGGUCUUGGUGCGCAAACUCGCUACUGUACGAGUAUUAAUAACGAGCGUUUCAGUGCUAAUGCACAUCCAUCUUGGCAUGUGUCUGCCAAGACAUUCGUUUGGUGAAACUCAACUCGCCACCAUCCAACCGAAUUAAGUUACCGUGCCUUACAAGACUGGUCCCGGUGCACCAAACUAUCAUACUAAGAGCCGUAAACUUAAUCUUGGUUUAGGGGUAAGUGUUCCUCCAUCCCCGACUACCACUGUUCACACGUUCCUCGCUCUCAUCCUUUGACCCGAACCCUCGGCAAGGUCGACUAAGAACUUCUCCACCCUUGUGCGAAUAUCCUUCGCUUGCUCAAUCCCCUUUCCCUACUUUCGAUUUGAUGAGCCUGGCCGUUUGACGGACUCAACGCAAACGAAAUUGUCGCCCGUCGCGUCCCCAUCACCCUCCGCCGGUUUGUCGUCUUACAACGCUUCUCAAACCCAAGUGCCUGGACAGGCUUCCUCAUCUCCGUCGACGUCGCUCGCAUUAGAUCCGUCACCUUACUCUUCGGCCCUUAGCCUUCAGCAAUCAGGCUCCUGGAGCGACGGUCAGGAGGACGAGACGGAUAAGCCUCCAGAGAGCUCUCAGGUUUCACCUUCUUAUAGCAACCAAGAUCCUGAGCCUCCCCCACCACCCUAUACUGAAUCUUCUUCCCCGAUCUGCUCGUUCGCCUUCUGUAUGGCUACUGCCGGCGGAUCCGCUUCUAUUAUUACGCAGGUUCAGCAAGGGGGCCCUCCUCCUCUUACAACACUUGGUGGUAGGAUCACGUGCCACCCCUUGCUUUCAUUUGAUGCCUGUGUUAACGUCCCCUCCACAGAUACUGCAAGCGAAGAGAAUCUCACUCUAGAUCUUCGGUAUCGAAUCCUUUCUCCUUGCCCCACUACUUGUCGGCGGGUUUUCCCGUCCCUUUCUAUUAACUUUUCCGGCUAUUAGAGGUACCCAAUUUGUCCUUUCCCGCGACGAGCUCUUGACUCUGCCUGAAUUCGUCUUAUUGUCACUCUUCCCUAAUGGCCUUUUCCCCGAUGGCCAGAUGAAUUCCUUCCAUGACGAGGGUGUGCAUUCGGUCGAUGUAAUCUUCCCUCGCUCAUGCUCCCAAUGUUAUAUUUCUGAUUUGAUUCCAGUUCGACCCGGUUUGUCUUCAGUACAUGUUGGAUUUCUUUCGCCAAGUGUCUUCUACUAUUACUGCCUCCACCAGCGGCCGUGAUGACGCCGAUGUAGAGAAUGGCGCGUCCCCUUCUAUUCCUACCAGCGUUCUUCAGGACCGGGCCGGCAUAAUUGUUUUAAGGGAGGAUCUUGAUUUCUAUGUCAUCCCACCCCGCAGAGAUAUUUCUCAUCCAGAGAUGGUCUCUGUCAAGCAAAAUGCAGGCAAGGUGCUUUUAAAACAGGACGGGAUUUUCUCCGGCUUGAGGAGAACCGACGAUGCCGGGACUACUGAACAGCAUCUUAUCGAGAUGUUGACAGCAGGGUAAGAAUCUCCGCAUUAUUUCCCUAUUUUCUACCCCAUCCCUGGCUUACGUGCCAACUUUGAAUCUCCCCGAUUUCUCUAUAGUGGAUUCAACACGGAUGAUCGGUGGGGACACCGAGCUGGUGAACCGAAUAAAGCUGUCAUUUGUAGUCUUGCCCUCGCCAGGCUUAGGACCGACAUGAGAUCGUCGACCGGCGAUGGGAAGGAAAAUAGCACAGUUGGUAUGGCUCAGAAGCUACUUCUGUUCUGGAGAAAACCUGCUGUAUGAGUACUUCUAGCUUCUAAAGAAUCACGCACCAAUAGCGGCCGCUGACACCAGGUUAUGGAACUUACAGAGACGGUGUUGGUGGGAAGGUAUAGACUUAGAGGGCGUGGAGGGCGUGGAUGGUAAACUAAAGGUUUGGAUUCGUCGCGUUUGGACUUUAGAAAUGGUAUGUCAUGGUCGUUCCCGCUUAGAUUUACUCAGAUUUCAAUCCACCGUUCCAUCAUCGCCCACCUCACGUGCUAACAAUUAUGAAGAGUGUUAUCGGCCUGCGCUAAGGUCUCUUCAACCCUUGAUCAUUUCUCAUCUCGUUUACUGUGCUGGGUCCAGAAAAAUUCUUGACAAGAUUAGGCAUAUCGCCAGUAUAAUAAUUUCUCUCAUUCUGUCAAUUUUUUGUUUCUCAACCUCCCUCUUCCUUGAAGCCUCAUUUCUCUUGAAUUUCCUUGCGUCCUCCCAUCCAGCAUGAAGCACGCGCCAAAACGUGGGCAGUGCCCGGCUAUCUUUUUCCCAUCUCAUGGUUAAUUCAAGGCGUUUGCCGUCUUUUGAUGUUUUAGUUCGAAUUAUCACAUUUCUAUCCUCAUGUUUUGUCUACUUUUAUUUCCUAUAAUUUCACAAUCCACCCUAUAGUUUUUUUUUCUACCGCCAUGGCCUCUGUCUAUACCCCAGUCACCUAUUCGCCGGUCAUCUGCAGUUGAGCUCCUGGCUUUUUCCAAUGAGAAUUGCGACCGCACUCUCAUGCCUAGUCGGGUUACAGUGAGGCAACGUAGCUUGCGUGUCCGUAAACUAGCUCUAUGGUUUCUUAUAUUUUGGUUUCUCCUCGGGUUAACGCUGGAUUGUAGAUCAUAUUCAUAAUUAAAAUGGAUCAAGGGACAAAAGUUUAAAUG
Messenger RNA from Tuber aestivum (summer truffle), 2750 nucleotides. Lineage: Eukaryota; Fungi; Ascomycota; Pezizomycetes; Pezizales; Tuberaceae. The record is from the annotation of a GenBank genome assembly.